UAAUACUAUAAAUACAGACACACCAUUAAAAGUCAGAAAUUAGUUAUUUCUAUUUUUGUGACAGCUGACAGUAAAAUUCUCUGUAAACCAUCUCAAAAUCCUCGCGCAGCUCUGCGAUCGAUUAGUCAGCCUUUGGAAGAGCUCGGUUAUCUAUUGGUGGAUGAGUAUACGUCACACCGGAAGUGAAGAGGCUGUAGUGCCGGGCAAGAUGGUGGCCACCAGGAGAGGAGCACGCGCGCGCUCUCCAUCUGAAACAUCAACGGAAGAGCGGCUCGAUGUGCAGGCCACUCCCUCCACUGUUCGGAGGACCAGGAGCUCUGCUAAACUGCAGGCGACUCCCGUCCAGCUUGAGGAGAGUGGAGAAGGACCGGCGCCGUCUGCUGCACCCUCCACCAAGAACCGACACAGCAGAGUGUUGGAACCCCACAGCCCACAGCAGGGCUCCAUCCAUGAUGCAGACACGUCUGACCUGGACUCCUGCUGCUCCGUUGAGUUCGCAGCAGCUACACAAACGAGGGCCACCAGAAGAAAAACCCAGAGAAGGAAUCAUGAAAGUGACAUUUCUGAUGUGGAAUCCUGCUCCUCCGCUGCAUCAAAACCCGGCUGCGGGACCCCCCGACGCACAAGGAGGACGACAGGCUCUGAAAGCUCUGGGGCGCAUCCUCCUGAGGUGGGAGGAGCUAUGGUUGAUCCUCCGGUGGAGGUCAGGUCUGGCGGUCCUGUGCGGCUGGAGUCCCAGAGAGUCACGAGAAGAUCUACUCGCAGCAAGACGCCGGCUAAACGACAACCUGCAGACUCUGAGCUCUCCGAACCAGACAGCUGCACCUCCAGCGUCUCAGAGCGGACCUCCAGAAGACAAAAACGUUCGAUUCCUGUGCACACAGACCAGCUGGCGGAGAGUUCUCCCGUCCGGACGCUUCGGCAGACCAGAGCAACGAGAAGCAGGGUGGCGUCCACGGUCAGCGAACCCCCAUCGUGUGAUUCGGAGGGGUUUGAGUCCGGACCCUCUUCUAGCUUGAGCACGCGCAAGAAAGGGAAGGUUCAGUCGGUGAAGGUUCUGGACUCGGAGUCCGAGGAGGUAGACCUUCAUUCCCCGGUGAGCCCCUGCUCCACAGGAAGCAGAACAACUCCAUGCAGCAGCCGUGCGAGCUCCGGGACCGCCAGCAGGAGACGUCCGCUCUCCAGGAUCUCAGCCGAGAGCCGGGCUAUGGUUGUGGAGUCAGACGAGUCACUGAAUGACUCUAAACUAGAAACCACGGUGAUUGCAGCAGAAGACACGCUGUUGGAAGAGGAAACGGUCAAAUUAACAGAGGAACAGAACGAUGUAAAUGAUGACAAUCUCAUCUCCAAGGAGGCAAGAAAAGAGAAGACAGAUGUUCCAGAAUGUGAUGAAAAUGAUGACAGCGGGCCUGCAGUGAUGGCCAAAGGCCAGCAGAGGGAGCCGUCAGCAGAAGGGAACGCUGGGGGUUCCUCUGAGAUGGAGACGAUGCAGGGAAACAUCUCUUCAUCAGAGGCCUCCCGAUCAGUUACAGUGAGUUUCUGUGAGAAGGUCCCUGAAAUGAUGGAGGUGGAGGAGAAGCAGGGACUCACUGUGGACACCUCCCUCCUGGACACAGAAAAAGAAACCCCGCCCUGUGAGGAGGAAGAGAAGGACAUGGAAGUCUGCAGCCUUAAACCGGAUGCUCAGCAGGUGGAGGACAUCCAGGAACUGUCAGAGGCUGCUCCAGAGUCUAAGCAGCAGCCGAAACCCUUCAUCAGCCUGCUGGACAGCAGCGAUGAGGACGAAGAAGUGGAUGAAGAGGCAGAGGAAGUUUCCAAACAGGAAGAUUUGGAUCAUGAGGAGCACGAGAGGGGAGGAACUUCCAGCAAGUCAAAACCAGCAGCUGCUUCUGUGGGAGGACUGUUUGUGAUCGACACCCGACCCGGACAAGACCCCGACCAGCAGUACUACACCGACUGGAAAGGAGAGGAGGAGGAGGACGAAAACAAAAGAUCUGAGAAGGAACAGGACGAAGACGAGUUUGUGGAUGAGGAGGAAGAGGAGGAUAAAGACGCAGACAUCUUGUGGUCAAGCAGAAAUUCUCAUUUGAAAGACCUGUCCAGCCGUAUCGACCCCGGCAUCAACGUGAAGCAGCUCGGGGGUUUAUACAUCAGUUUUGAUGGCAGCAAAUCAAACGGCGUCUCCGCCUCGGGGCAGAAGCAGAAAGGGAAGAAGAUCCUCGACGAGGUGAUGAAGAAGAGCAUCGUCGGCCCCGACUUUGAAAAGAAGGAUGCAGUGCCUCCAUAUAAGGAAUCUAAAGAGGCUUUGAAGUUGAAACGCAGAGCUGAGAGGCAGAAAUCAACCGGAGACGGAUGGUUCAACAUGAAAGCUCCGGAGAUUUCCCAGGAGCUGAAAGGAGACCUGCAAGUCCUGAAGAUGAGAGGUUCUUUGGACCCCAAGAGGUUCUACAAGAAGAACGACAGAGAUGGUUUCCCCAAAUAUUUCCAGGUGGGCACAGUGGUGGACAGCCCCCUGGACUUCUACCAUUCCCGAGUUCCCAAGAAGCAGAGGAAGAGAACCAUGGUGGAGGAGCUGCUGACCGAUGCAGAGUUCAGACAGAAAAACAAAAAGCGAUUUCAGCAGAUUAUGGCGGAAAAGGCAGCACAAGCAGCCGGCAAGAAGAAAAAGAAGAGUAAAUUUCAUAAGAAGUCCACCUAAAUUUGUGACAAAGGCCAGAACUUUUCAUUAAAACGCAGCAAAGCCAUUCUUUUUAAUUGAGACCCGACUGAUGUACUGUGUAGAACAGACCAGGAGGAGAACACAGAGACCGGUUCCGCUCAACCGGACCUGUAACGUCCAACAUCCUUGAUGGUUCUGGAGUCUGAUGGAACAAAUGAGUUUUGAAUCAAGUCCUGCAGCCUGACAGAAACCCGGUGGACCAAAGGAACCACAGGAGAUGGUUUCAUUAUUUUAAUCAAAGUACAUUAAGAAGUGAAUCACGGCAGGUCUGCUCUGUAUUUCUACAACCUGGAUUCUGUUCAAAACUGUCACUCUUCCUGCCUUCAUCUUCAGUAAAGUAAGAAAUGAA
Messenger RNA from Oryzias latipes (Japanese medaka), 3068 nucleotides. It is a transcript of the gene dnttip2, whose product is annotated as deoxynucleotidyltransferase, terminal, interacting protein 2. Gene Ontology annotation, biological process: RNA processing. NCBI's taxonomy places the organism in Eukaryota, Metazoa, Chordata, Actinopteri, Beloniformes, Adrianichthyidae. Gene Ontology annotation, molecular function: RNA binding. The record is from RefSeq and is a predicted model, not a curated record. Gene Ontology annotation, cellular component: nucleolus.